Molecule: messenger RNA, 1404 nt
Organism: Indicator indicator
Lineage: Eukaryota; Metazoa; Chordata; Aves; Piciformes; Indicatoridae
Gene: PARS2
Product: prolyl-tRNA synthetase 2, mitochondrial
Exons: 1
Coding region: 1-1404 (467 amino acids)
Biological process (GO): prolyl-tRNA aminoacylation
Cellular component (GO): cytoplasm; mitochondrion
Molecular function (GO): proline-tRNA ligase activity; ATP binding
Source: RefSeq, a predicted model, not a curated record
AUGGAGGGCUUGCUGAGAAGAUGGAGGCUCCCAGCGCUGAGCGCCCGGCAGCGCGGCUCUAGGCUCCGGCACGGUGCACCGGGCAGGGCGAAGCGGCUGCUGCUCUCGCAGCUUUUCCAGCCCCUCAACCUACAGGGCGAGGCGGCUGGGGAGGGCAGGGCCGGGGAGCCCACCUGCCGGAGCCAGAAACUGAUGCUGCAAGCGGGGCUCAUCCACCCCUCCAGCCCUGGCUGCUACUCCUACAUGCCGCCCACCGUGCGUGCCAUGGAGAAGCUCAUCAAGGUGAUGGACGAGGAGAUGCAGGCCGUGGGUGGGCAGAAGCUGAACAUGCCCAGCCUGAGCUCAGCGGAGCUGUGGCGCGCCAGCGGGCGCUGGGAUCGGAUGGGGCCGGAGCUUUUCCGGCUGGUGGACCGGCACGGCAAGGGCUACUGCCUGGGGCCCACGCACGAGGAGGCCGUGACAGAGCUGGUGGCCGCUCAGAGAAACCUGUCCUACAAGCAGCUGCCGCUGCGCCUCUACCAGGUAAGCAGGAAGUUUCGCGACGAGCCCAAGCCACGCUUCGGGCUGCUGCGCAGCCGGGAGUUCUACAUGAAGGACAUGUACACCUUCGACGCCUCCAACGAGGCCGCCCGGCACACCUACCACCUGCUGUGCGAGGCCUACCGCAGCCUCUUCGACCGCCUGGGCCUGCCCGUUGUCAAAGUGCACGCGGCCACGGGCACCAUUGGUGGCACCAUGUCCCACGAAUUCCAGCUCCCGGCAGACGUGGGUGAGGACAGGCUGCUCCUGUGCCCAGACGGACACUUUGCAGCCAACGUGGAGACAUUAAGUGAGGAGCAAACGGCGUGCCCCACCUGUGGGGGAAAGCUCUCCCAGACGAGAGGGAUUGAAGUGGGGCACACAUUUUAUUUGGGCACCAAGUACUCCUCUGUCUCCAACGCUGUCUUCUACUCCUCUGACAACAAACCCCAGCUGGCAGAAAUGGGUUGCUACGGUCUGGGUGUCACCCGCAUCCUGGCAGCCUCCAUCGAGGUGCUCUCUACAGAGGACAGCAUCCGCUGGCCGAGCCUCAUUGCACCUUACCAGCUCUGCUUCAUUGCCCCCAAGAGAGGCAGCAAGGAGGAGAAGGAGGGAGCUGUGGUGCUGGAGCAAAUGUAUGAUGACCUUGCUGAAGCACUGCCCCACCUCGCUGGUGAUUCGGUGCUGGAUGACAGGACACAGCUGACCAUAGGCAAAAGGCUGAAGGAUGCCAACAGGCUGGGCUAUCCCUACGUGAUCAUAGCUGGGAAGAGGGUUUGUGAGGAUCCCCCUGUCUUUGAGGUCUGGAAUCAGAACACUGGUGAGGUUUUGUUUCUAACCAAGGAAGGUACCAUUAAGUUGUUGAGUAAAGUGCAAGUCCCUUAA